This is a messenger RNA of Lymnaea stagnalis (great pond snail), 7174 nucleotides long. The record is from the annotation of a GenBank genome assembly. Lineage: Eukaryota; Metazoa; Mollusca; Gastropoda; Lymnaeidae.
CACACAAUAGCAUUGACUACAUUCUUGCAGCUUUUAGUUUAUUUCUAUUUGACAACAUGAACAAUUUCCAUCGUUACAUUUCCUGUUCUAGGGCCAAGCCUUAUAAAGUAAGUCCCAUCGCCCUAUUAAAAGGACCCAUUGAGUACAAGCAAGGUUCACCCGGGGAAUAGAACUAUUGAUACAUCUCUCUAUUGAACAGCUUGAGUAUAGCCAAGGCGAUCGUUUGCUGGCGAUGUUCAUCUGAGCUGCAACUGCAAGAGUUCAUUCACAUCAAGAAGCUUGCUAAACCGCGAGCUUCAGUCCAACUGCAAAGCACUACAAAAUACCAACCAAAUCAGUUAAACGACAUAAAGAGAUGGCAGCAAGUAACACACCAAGAACUCACACCCGUAAACGAAUGCCGCCUGAACAAACUGUUUACACAGAUGCCUCACCACAAACACCAUUUCCGCUCAGACACAUUUCACCUCAUGGGUCAACUACGAGUUCCAGACAGCAUGUUCUAAAAUGUCUUCAGUCGUCCUCGGACAUUUCAGUCACCCGCCCUUGCGUCAACUGGGUGCCCCUGAUCUCGCCCGGCGAGUCUCCCACGGAGGCAGCCAACGACAUAGCGAACUCUGCUCUGAACUGCUGUAACUCUUCACUCCUUCCGUCAGAUUCAGUAAGCCCUGAACAGCAGCGCAGCCGUGAGCCACAGAGCGGAGGUUUAAAGGAAUUGAAUAAAUCGUCGUCUUCUAAAGUUAUGGAGGGCAACAAGAAAACUGGCCAAAUUCAGGAAAGUCAAUUUUCAGCAACAGAGUCGUUCACGGUCAAUGAAAAACGCCCACAUGUGCCAAUGGACAGAUUAUUCUCUACCAAUGACAGUGAUAUCGGCGGUCGUGUUCUGUCGGUUUCUGAUUGGAAUCGUCAAACAACCCAUCAGGUCGACGAACCCAAACUCCAGGCCAAUCACAAUAGCAUUAGAAUGGGCGACGGGGAAGGUAAGUCCAUCCAUGGUCAAUCCAGCGAAUACUCAGAUGACAAGGUGCCAGGCCCAGAGGAUCCUUCGGACACAUCGAGUAGGCCUGACGUCAAGAAAUAUUCACAAAUUUCUAUUUCCCAACACUCUUCUCAGAUAAGAGCAAUUGUGGCGUCUCAAGAGCUGAAACAUAGAAUUACCUCUGCCGCAGAAAAAGCUUUGGAAGACUUUGUUAACAGGUCUCAGCUGUCGUCACGCAGUGACCUAUCCACGCAGCUAUUGCCUCGUCUUGCCUCCGCCUCUAUUGUGACUGUCGGCAAAUCUUCUCAUACAACGUCGAUUGCCUUAACGGCGGUCGAACCACUACAACAAAUCAAUUUAAGAAAAAAAUACUGCAGAAAAAAGUACUCGAAAAAAGUCUCGAAAAAGCGGGCGAUCUCCGUGGAUUCAACAGCCACGCUGCACAACACGCAUUCCAGAAACGUGACCGACAGUUUGAUUUUUUCCGCCAGCCAGCUCGGUCACUCAUCGUGGUCACACCCAUCAAGCUCAUCCCUAACCCUGGUGACGGGAACAUCGACUCACGAUGAAAACUCGUCCAAUCAUCCACCGACCACGGAGAAAACCAAGCCAAAAAGAAAGAGCCGAGAAAGGAAGGUCCAGGGAAGGAUCCGAUCUAUAAAUAAAUCCAGAAGAGAUGAGACAAAGAUCGAUGUAUCCACUCACGAAAUAGCAUCCAAGACUUGUUCAGAACUUUCGAAUUCUCUCGGUUCAGGGUCAGGCCCCAGAGGCCACUCGGUGAAGUACAAACCAAGUAUGAUGACGUCAUUUGCCAGUUCAAAGUCUUCAUGCCCUGAAUCGUCUGCGACAACAUUAUCCUCGAGGCAGCUGGAGCAGAACUCAUCCAGCCUUGAAAGUCUAAGAGGCUCCGCUUCAAAGAGGUCGGAAAUGCCAGAAAUUCCUAAGGUAAUAUCUGAAAAUGAUGCAAUGCUUUCAAACACUGCAAUAAACAACCUCGAAUUAAUUAGCACAGUUCCGGAAGGUGUAUUUGACUCCCCAUCAAAACAGAGCUAUCCACGUCAAAGCAGUUUUCACAAUAAACACAGUAUAAACGAGUACCAGAUGAACGAUAGAACAAUAACGUCCAGUUCCAUCGAGACUUCAACUCAUCUGUACACAAAAUCCAGUGGGGACAAAUAUGGGACGGAGGAUAAAACGGUUACCAGGUACUACUCAGCACACAGCGUACUUCGCAGAAGCGCGGUCAACAAAUCUGGACUGAGAUACUGCGGCAGCAAACUGUAUCGCAUACGAAAAGGGGUGGAGCAUACCGCUCUGCAUAACGGGCCAUCCUCGCCCAAGUCCAAAGUUAUUAAAUCGUGCUCGUGCCCCUUCAACACGUUAACAACACCAGAAUACAUCGAACAAUUCGUUAGCACUGCGAGCCAUCAAAGCCGAGGAAGCUUAUUUAGAUUUCUUCAAACUCGACAAAACUGGUACCCCAACGUGGUCAACUGGUUACAGUCUCUGUUCGGGGGGAAGUCAGCCGAGAAAAAAGACUGUGGCUGCACCAGCGAUGAAUUAAGAGACAUCACCAAAAAACUUUCGAACCCAGAUUUGAAAAGUCACGGGUCUCAUGAAAUCAAAGAAGCACCACAAAAGCACGUGAAGACAAAAUCCAAGAGAAUGAUAGUCUAUAACGAUAGUGACCCCUUCUUGUGUGUUGAAGGAAUGGCAUCUACCCUGCCUGGCAGCGACUCAAAGUUGAUCAUUGAUAGAACGGUUUGUAUGAUCUGCCCACCCGAUGACGAUGAAGAAUGUGGGCCAUGUCCACUACAGCUGGCAGCACCAGAAUGUCGCUCCGACGAUAAGAAGUUGGAGUCGCCCGAUACCAAAGAGCACAGUCCAAAAACUAUCAAUGUGAAGAGCUCAUUGAGCAAAGAGAGUGAGGAUAAAAGGCUUUCCCGUAAAAGGUCAAAAAUAAGCUGUAAGGAAGUUUUGUCUCACUCAGAUGCCAGAAGCCCGGAGCGAAGCAAACAAAAAUUCCUAAAGUCGAUUGAAGACGUAAGAAAUAAUGAAAGCAGGGAACGGAGAAAAAGUUCAAGAAAAGAUUUAAAAAUAGUGUGUAACCCGUGCGUCAUAUGCAAGUGUCCAGACGCGUGCAUGAAAGAUAAAAAGUCAAUAACUGAAACAGAAAAGUAUCAAGUAAAGUCACUGGAAAACAACAGAUUUUCUAUAGAACCUCUCAUUGACCUCACACAAGUGCCAGAAGAAGGAGUGACGCACUCAGAAGAACCAGAACUCGGCAUGGUACACAUAGUGGAACCGGAAGAGGUCAUGACCUUUAACGAUGACGUCAUGGCCUUGAACGAGAACAUCUUUGCCAUGAACGAUGACAUCAUGGCGACUCUCCAGGACAUGGAGGACGGGAACUACGAAGAGUGCCAUUCCUUGAUUUGCCCGGAGGAGCCUCUGGCAACUAUUCACGAAAACCAAGAUGAGGGCCAGAGCGCGAAACUGGACCCGUCCAGUGCAACUUUGAUCUGUGAAUCGACUCUGUCAGCGGUCGAGCAACCCGAGCAGAGCCUGGUCUCAGAUGAAAGCGGCGGCUUGUUGCAGCAGUUACCACUGGCCAAUAUUUUGGCCCAAACAGCCAGCGCUGCAGGGGCUGUAAGUAGACGUUUCUGGGUGUUGAAUCUUAGAAAUAUUGAUAUAACUACAGUUUAUAAUCAGUUUGAGCCUUACAACAGUUUAUAUCAUUUUAAAUUUCACAACAUAUUCUUUGUCAAUUGAUAUUCUUGAUUCUAGAAAUGUAAGUCCCCGAGGUAUAUUGAAUAGAGCAAGAUUUACACUACGUUACAAAGAACUUGCUCAACCGAGACGAACGUAGUUUUUAGGUCAUAUUAAGAAGUACCAUAUUUUAAAAAUAACAAGUAAAACUAUCCUGACACAACUUUUUGUCGCUGUUAGCACUGGCAAUAAGUGCCAGACAUUUAGUCUACAACUGGUAUUGAAGGUUUAAAAACAGUACACAGAUUAAGUCAAACUGGGACAAAUCAAUCCAAGAAUUGUUCUGAGAAAACUUUCGUUAAUUUAUUAAUAAAGUUGUGUACAUGAAUGCUACAUGAUUUAAAAUUAAUGAAAAAAGUUCCACAAAAAAGAUUUGGCAUUCGAAAGUUUGCAUUGCAGGCUCUGAUGUCCACCGUGGAGGCAAUAGCGGCCAAAAACACGGAGGUCAAGUUUCAGUUUCCACAACGGCGUGGGCUGUACGAGCCACCAAAGGCGUAUCCAAUGUAAGUGAUGGUGAAGGGUUUGGAUUAUACUGGCUCAUUCUUGAUUCAAAUAGUGUUUUAAAUCGUUCACACUACCACCUGUACAGUACACCUGUUCACUUUUUUAUUACAUCACAUUCCCUGUACAUUACAUUACAUGUGUAUUACACAAGAUCAUAUGGACACGACACCAUAUCACAUUGCAGUACACAAUAUCACAUUGCAGUACACCACAUCCCCUUACAUUACGCAUUAUCUCCUGUUCUGUACACCAUAUCACCGGUAUAGUACACUCCAUCACCAAAUAAAUCAAAUAACAUGAAAAGAACUUUAACACUCAAUACAAUCCCAGCAAUGAUAAAACACAUCAUUAAUUAUUGGACACUAGAAGAAUAGAUCGUUCCUACAGAAGUAUCUUCAGACAUGUCUGAGAAUAUUUUCAAGAAUUUUCCCGAUAACUGGAUGUCCUUGAAUUGCUUGAUAACAACAAAACAAAGUGCACACAUGUCCCCCAUGUAAUAUCCUGUUAUUCCCCAUAGAAGUUAAAACAAACUUUAACAGAUCUGUCCAAUGAGAAGUGAGUAAUGUUAGGAAAUAAUACAGAGAACUUCCAUUUCUCUUCUUAUGUCCACUACAACAAAUCCCAAAUUGAACAAAUUCUUUGUGCUCACAUUGACUGAUGCUUGCACAAAUCUUGUUGGACAGGUGGCUGUACCCAGAGCACAUCCGCAAACUGCUUAUCUUCUUUGGCCGUGAUCCAGACGCUAAUGCAUCACCAACAAAAGCCGGAGUCGACAAUAUGCCGUCCGACACAAGCAUCGCGGAUGACCAUUUAAAGUUAGUUGACAUGAAGGAUAACCUCCAAGAUGGUGGUGAUAAUGAGCAUCAAGAGAGUGCCAAGGCUUGCUGGGGACCACCGACCCCACCUCCAAAACCCCCUGAGCCCGAAAGGAUCCCUCGAUGUGUGGAUAACUUCAGAGAACUCAGGUUCUGUAACCCAGCUGUUCCGUUGCCCAAACUUUGCAACCAUUACAGAUUAAUCAAUUUCAGAUGUGCUAUACGUCCAUCUCGUUCAACGACGCCUAGGAGCUUACUAAGAUCAUUCUCGCCAUGUCGAUUCCAUGGUCGAUACCACGUUGAUAAAUAUGGAAUCCCGCUUUCUCCGGCCACGCGACUGACCAGGUGUUCCCGCAGGCCAACCAAUACCUGUCAUAGAAAAAUGAUAUGCCGAAAGGUUCCCACGUGUCCCAGUGAGCCACGCCGAGUGACCUGUGCCGGAGGGGUCAAGGUCAUGUGCCACCCUGAUGUCUGGGGCAACAGCGAGUUAAAGAGAAGUCCGUGCAUCCUAAAUGAAAAGGGUGAUCGAUACUACUACAAAAACCUGUUCAAAAAGCGGCUUAAUAUGAAGAACUUCUUGAAAAAUAUGAGGAAAAAUGGCAGUUUUUCUUCUGAAGUUCACAGCGAAGAACCACUGAAGGUCGAAGUAAUAUCUUGUCCGAUGCCCAAAAAUGAUUCCUCAAUCCAUUCGAGCUGCCAGCCACUUGCUGAAGGUAAAGUAAACACAUUCAGACAUCCGUGUGGAUCCCCUUGCACUUUUCUCCGUUCUUGCGGAGCUGGACCAGUCGCGGAGAAAGACGAAAGCAAAAAUAAACCCGAUCCUUGCUGUGAAGACUCCAUUUGUGAUACAUGUGAUCCUCCGAAGGGCGAAGACGAAAAGUUAUCUACUGGCGACAAAGCAUCUGUUACUGGUCAUCCGCUCAAUAAGCCACCAAUGCACCCAGAAAAAUCCAAGGAGGAAAAUCCAGGAGAGCCUAAGAGCCGUUUAUCAAAUUUGGUCCAAAAAACUCUUGAAAACAGUACAUUAAUGAAGGGAAAACCCAACGGGGAAAGCAAUGCGAGUAAGGCUGGUCCAUCUCCUUGUGGAGAAAGCGUGCGUAAUAUGUGCAAAAUUCAGUCCAUGCUUGAAUUAAUCAGAAAAAAGGAGCGAAUGUCGUCGUUAAUUAAGGACCUGACGGCUCAGACUUUGGCAAGCAGAGCGACGUUCGAUGCUCUUUACUCGUCUAAAUGGCAGUUCCAACCAGACAGAACGCGACUGAAGAAGAAAUAUCUAGAUAAAAAUAGUAGAUAUGCUUACGACUUCUGUAACGCACAUCCCGAGAAGAUGAGACAACCUUCUUUAGUUCGAUUAGGGUCCUCUGCUUACAGUGCCAAAUCCAACAGCUCUAGGCUUCCAUGGUAUACAGUAAGGAGAUACAGCUAUGCACGGAAUGAAUCAAACUUCAACAAAAGUUCAGCCUUCCUUAAUCUACCUCCCUCGAUUCCUGAAGAUUUCAAUCUUAUCUGUAAUCGAACACUCGAUGAGGACUUUAAGAGUACUGGUAAUCGGAAAAAGGAAAGUGAUUUUACUAGCAUCGGAAAUAGAAAGCUGGAUGAAGAAUUACCUCUACGCGUCAACAGUUCCCAAGCUGGCUACAGGGUCUACCACGCAAGAGACGUGUAUUCUCACACCAAUUCAUUCAAGUCUCACGCCAACAAGUGGACCACGGGAACAGAGCGGUAUUACGAUGGUAAACUCAUGACACAGUUGCUGUCCUCAUCGUUCACUAAAUCGAUGAACUCGCCUCACGGGAACAUUCAUUUGGGCAACGAUUUCUCGGGCACAGUACCACUGCAGCACGCCGAACCGUCCCUGCUUGCCAACUCUUACACGGAGCAGGUCUAUAAAACGUUCGUGCCCGACUACAGCAAGAUCAACAUGGAGCCUUACAACUUGCAAACGACGGCGAAAGGCACGACGACUCACGCCAUCGAGCUCCUGAACGCUGCCCGAGGUAAGCAACUGGCCCCAUUCGCUGAAGAUCCUGGUCAUGGUGCCCAUACAACAAUUUCGUUCACACACAACUAUUGAUGCUUCUUGAAGGCAAUUAUUCAUUGCAUUUGCCAC